GUUUGUGCACAUCCCUACCUUGGGUUGGGUGAUAGAGAGUUGUCGUGUGUACACCAGGAAACAAGACAGAGACACACAUCCGCCAGCCGCCUUCUCCGUUUUCUUUCUCCUCCUUUCCCUUCUGUGAGCAACUGUGGUUCCCCCUCUACUGACAAAGUCUUUUCUCUCCCUCUUUUCAUUGGCUGACCCUCACAGAAGGGUUCUACAGCAGCCAUUUUUAGGCUUCUUUUCUUGCCACCCAGAAAAAGCCCCUCUAAGGCAGACAAAGCUUCACCUGCUGGAUUUCUACAGUUUGAGGCUGCUGUUACAGAUACUAAAGCAGAGCCCGGAAAAUAUAAAAGUUGGCUUCCUAGUUUUAGAACUUCUUUUUGGGGAGGAAAAAAAUCAGUCAUCUUCAUAGUCGACCAACUACAUGUUGGGCAGCCGAGGGUUAAACUAGUAGCUCAGUGAUUCCUAGAGAGGCAAGGGACUUUGGAGGACUAGAAAGGGGGAGGGGAUGUCUUUGCACCAGGCUGCUCCUUCCCUAUUAUCCCCACUAUAUCCAGGCUCCUCCCCUUCCCCAGAAGCUGGAUUUUGAAUUUCUCUCAGUACUGGGGCUUUGGCUGGCAGACACGUGGGAGCAGUGAGUUCAAAGGGGCCUUGUUUGCAUGGGGUGGGGGUGAGAUCCUAAGGAAAAGACAGAGAAAACUCAAGAGAAAUAUAUAUGUAUUUGGGGGAGGGGUGCAGUGUCGGACACCUGGGAUUCCUAAUCCAUGCAGCUGUUUUCUCCUCUCUCCAGCUCAAAUAAUAAGGCGGAGUAGAAAGAGAGAGAUUUCUUAUGGAUUGGUUUUAUUGUAUGGCAAAAAAUGCAAAACCACGGAACCCAUUUGGUGUGGGUUUUCCUUUGCUUGUUUAGAAAGCAAAGGAAUGUGUCGAUAAGGGAUAUGGAUUAGGAUAUGUCUGUCGAAUAAUGUGCAGGAUCAGGGUUGGAGAGAUGGCUGGUAUGAACUCCGCUAGGUUGCCAGCUUUUUAAUUUUUUUAAGAACAUAAGAAGAGCCCUACAGGAUCAAACCCAAAGUAUUGGUCUUUAUCUCCAACAUCUGAUACUGAGAGAUCUCUUGGGUCUAAAGAUGUAGCUGGUGUGGCCAACAGCCACCAUUAGCUGUAUCCAACUUUUAUGGAUUUGUCUCAUCCCCUUUUAAGGCCCUCUGAACCAGUGGGCAUCUUCUGGCUGCUAAUGCCAUCCAUUCAUUCCUUGGCAUGUGAAAAAGUCCUUUCUUCGUCCUGAGCCUUCGUCACAGCACCACAGAACAUUAGCGUUGGAAGGGGCAUUAGAGCUCUUCAGCCCCCUGCUCAGUGCAGGAAACGGCUACAUCAUCCUUGAUAGAUGGUCAUGGAGCCUCCGCCUGAAAACCUCCAGCAAAGGAGAGCCCAACACUGCCCGAGGUGAAAGCAGAUAUUGCUAGUCGACUGGGAGGCUGCUAGUAACUCCCGGAAAGAAGAGGCUGUUAGUAACUCCUGAACAGCCUUUGGUUUCUGUAGGCUUUCCUAUACCUUGAAGGAACACCCAUUGCUUGAGAUGGGUUGGCGGAAAUGAACCCAUUCCGGGAUGGGGUUAGACAUCCUUUCUCACCUCUUCCAUGCAGGAAGUGAUAGAAGCUUUAUUAAUAUGGGGCCAGAACUGGACUAAGAUUGUUGAUGACAAGCGGAAAUGGCCGUAGAGCAGGAGACAGUGGCAACCAUGGGUUUCCAGUUCGAGACUGUGGAAGAGGAGGCCGUAAAAAGAACAGGAGAGACCCUGUGUGUUGGGACUUUCACCGAGUUUGCAAACUGGGCUGCACAGAGACAGGCUAGACAGGAGCCUGAGGAGGAAUUGGCCCAGAGCUGGGAAGUCCAAUGGCAGGAAGUGCUGAAGGCAGUGCACGUGCCUGACUGGGAGAACCCAGAGUUACCGAAGACUAUGCAAUGGGAAGUUGCCAAGUCCUUCCUGGUUCCUUCCCAAGUGGAAGCCGGUUCCGAUAACCGGCCUAGAGGAGCGGUGGGCGUUGAACUUUUCCAGGCCUCAAAUGGAGGAGGCCCAAAAGUCACUGAUCACCUGGACUCCGGGGGAAGGGGAGACAGUGGAGAAGCAAACAAGGAAACUUGGAAUGAACCUGUUAACAGUGUGGAGCUGCAGCGUCAACACUUCAGGCUGUUCCGCUACCAGGAGGCCAAAGGGCCCCGUGAGACCUGCAACCAGCUUCGCAGCCUUUGCCGUCGGUGGCUGAAGCCGGAGAGCUACACGAAGGAGCAGAUGCUGGAAUUGCUGAUCCUGGAGCAGUUCCUUGUCAUCCUGCCACUGGAAAUGCAGAGCUGGGUCCGGGAUGGGGGUCCAAAGUCUUGCUUCCAGGCGAUAGCCUUGGCUGAGGAUUUCCUGACAAGACAGGAAGAGGCCAAGAGAUGGGAACAACAGGUCCUGGAAACAUCUGCAGAGGUGGCUGUGAGUUUCUCCACAGCAGAGCAGGACCCUUCAGAGAUCGAGCAAGCACACAACGCGGAGGCCAGCUUGCUAGGAAAUGAUCGGCUGGUGAAUGGAUAUGAUGCGGAAAGGUCAGAACUGGAGGAUCUGGAAAUAAACUUUGUGAUUCCAGGGGAAGAGGAGUGGCAGGAAGAGGAACAAACGGAGACGUGGAGGAAUGACUCAACGGCUGGGUGGUGUGUUGACAUCCCUGACAUCACAGUCUCCUAUCCAGAGACGAGAGAGGAGACAUGCACUGCCUUUGGGGGAAAUUUUACUCGGAAAGUAGGCCUAGUAGGCCUAGAGAGACAUCAGAAAAACCACACCGGACCGAAGCCAUAUAAAUGCACAGACUGUGGGCAAAGCUUCACGCGGAAAGCGAACCUCUUCCGCCACCAGCAACUCCAUACAGGACAGAAGGCACAUCUGUGCACAGCCUGUGGACGAAGCUUCACUCGGAGGGAAAACCUCGUGAGACACUUGAGGGUUCACUCAGAUCAUGGAUGGGAGAUGAAGAACGAGGAGAAACCACCUCGGGCACUAUUGAAAAGGACUGAAACAUGUGAGGAAGAGAACCAGGGUGGACAAAAGAGGAUCGAGAUCAGCCAGGCAGAGAACUGGGGGGAUAAAUCCAUCACUGGCCAGGAUGGGACGUGCUUUGAAAUCGCAGUCCUACAAACUGUACACCAAGGGACGAGAGAGAAUAUGUGCCCCAUUUGUGGGAAAUGCUUCACUCGAAAAUCGGGCCUUAAUAAACACCGGAGACUGCACAUGGGAGAGAAGUCAUAUAAAUGUUCCGACUGCGGGACAAGCUUCAGCCAGUUGUGGACCUGUAGAAGCCAGGAGACAAUGCAGGCAGGAAGGAAACCCAACAAAUGUGUUAAAUGUGAAGGAAAGAGUUAUCUCGACACAAGGCUUAAUAGCCACACGAGGAGCCAUACACGGAAUAAACCCCACAAGUGCUCAGAUUGCGGCCAGGGCUUCAGUUGCCGCUCACACCUCCUCAGACAUCAGAGGAUCCACACGGGGGAGAAACCAUACACAUGCUCAGCCUGUGGGAAGAGCUUCCGGCAGACUGCGCACAUUGUUAAACAUCAGAAGACACAUGUUGGGCAGAACCAAUAUUUAUGCUGAUGCUGCAGGGAGAAACUUUCCCCUGACCUCCCACCUUAUUCAGAUGUCAACUGAUGCAAGGAGAAAAGGAAGACUGGGAUAUCACAAAGGCUGGAGAUUUAACUUUUUAGUCAUGUGGGAAAUGGGGUGGGGGGUGUAGGCCUAUAGCUCUGUGGCAUGAAAUCCCAGGUUCAAUGCUGUGCAGUUUUUAAUUGUUGCUGUGGUUUUAUCUGUUUGGUUUUCUCUUUUUUAAUUGUUUUUAUUUGGCUUAUGCCAGGCGUUCUCAGACUUGGGUCUCCAGGUGCUGUUGGACUACAACUUCCAUCAUGGUCCCAACAAUAUCUGGGGGCUCAAGUCUGCGAACCCCUCAGUUAUGUGGAUUUUGCUGGUUUUCAGUUGUAAACCACUGUGGUGUCUUUGGCGAGUAGUGGUAUACCAGUGCUUUGAAAUAAAAUUAAAAUGAUAA
Molecule: messenger RNA, 4055 nt
Organism: Hemicordylus capensis (graceful crag lizard)
Lineage: Eukaryota; Metazoa; Chordata; Lepidosauria; Squamata; Cordylidae
Product: zinc finger protein 397-like
Exons: 6
Coding region: 1691-3610 (639 amino acids)
Biological process (GO): regulation of transcription by RNA polymerase II
Molecular function (GO): DNA-binding transcription factor activity, RNA polymerase II-specific; RNA polymerase II cis-regulatory region sequence-specific DNA binding
Source: RefSeq, a predicted model, not a curated record